AUGCAACAACUACAAGAGAAAAAAUCCAACAGCCACUUUACUGCAAGACGUGAGGAGACAUUGUUGCAGUACAUAAUGUUUGAGCAUUCAGAGUAUCAGCCUUGGGGUCAAAGAGAGGCCACAUGGGAAAGGGUCACAGCAGCAGUGAACUGGAUCGAUUCAAGUGAAGGGGAUAUAUCUGCCAUCACUGCCUGGAGGCAAUACAAGUCGCUGAUGGCAAGCUAUAAAAGACAUCAGGCCCAUAAUCAGUUCCAGAGCAAGAUCUACGAGCCAUACUCUGAGACUGACAGACUCCUUUGCAUGCUUGUAGAUAUGGAAAAGGAUUUGAAGCUGCAGUCUGAGCAGAGAGAUGCAGCAAAGGUGGCCGAAACGCAGGAGAAGGCUGAGAAGGAGCAGCUGAUCCAGGACAGGGCCACAAAUGCGAUCCACCCGCCUUCUACUUCCACUUCUGCUCCCAGAAUGGAGAAGGUGUCAAUGAGUGAUGCAUCCACAAUGAUGCAGAUGCUGAAAGAAGAAGUGGAGACUGUUCUGGAUCCGGUAAUGGAUCAGAAGAUCCUUUCUCGACUUGAUGAGAUUGACAUGAAGGUGGAUCAUGUAAUUGAUCUACUUUCGAGUAUACAUCUUGGCAAUGGAAAUUCUGAGGUUUUCACUCUGGAGAUUACACCAACUGGUCUUCCUUUGGAACCACAGUCAGAUAUGAUACUGUAG
Molecule: messenger RNA, 708 nt
Organism: Phycomyces blakesleeanus NRRL 1555(-)
Lineage: Eukaryota; Fungi; Mucoromycota; Mucoromycetes; Mucorales; Phycomycetaceae
Exons: 3
Coding region: 1-708 (235 amino acids)
Source: RefSeq, a predicted model, not a curated record